AUGGCAGAUCCAAAGAAGAGCAGCGCUCCGAGUAGUGCGAGCAAGGAUGAAAUGAGCAGCAAAUUUGCCAACUACCACUCGAUGGAGACCGAUGUGACAAAUCGCUCAAAACUGAUGCCCGGUCAGAAGCCCAUUGGAGUGAUGGUCAACGUCGCCGAUGCCUGUUCGAUACCGAAAAAGCCUGGGGAAGCUGCUAAGAAGGCGGGCAAAUCGGUGUCAGAGAAAAAGACGAAGAAGUCUAAAGAUGACAAGAAAAAGGCAAACGACAAGUCUUUGAGCAGUGCUAGUGAGAAACAGAAGAAGAAGGAGGCAAAACCAAAGUCAGCAGACGCUGCUGCCAAAAAAGUAAAGUCAGAGAAGAAGAAGAGCAAAAGUCACUCGUCCUCAUCAUCUUCUUUGUCUGCCUCCAAAAAGAAGAGCAAAAGCAAGGCGUCUUCUGCUGCUAGCUCGAAAGAGGCAAGCCAGUCAAAGGAAAUUCCCUCCGGCUCUACAUAUAAGCUAAAGUCAAAGACUUCGGACGGUGGUGCUGUUGGUGGUGGUGGCAGUAAAAGCGGCACUUCUAACAGCAAGAAGAGCUCUUCAAAGACAUCCGAUGCGGCUUCCUCUUCCUCUGCUUCUAAAUCUUCUUCCAAGUCGGCCUCAAAGAAGGCCAGUGGCUCAAAGGUCGCUUCAGCACCCGGCUCCUCUGCGGCCGAUGGCAGCAAGUCGUCUUCGAAGGAUGCCUCCAAGUCAUCAUCCUGA
Rhagoletis zephyria (snowberry fruit fly) is the source of this 741-nucleotide messenger RNA. NCBI's taxonomy places the organism in Eukaryota, Metazoa, Arthropoda, Insecta, Diptera, Tephritidae. The record is from RefSeq and is a predicted model, not a curated record.